This is a messenger RNA of Microtus ochrogaster (prairie vole), 2908 nucleotides long. RefSeq names its product extracellular matrix protein 2 (gene Ecm2). NCBI's taxonomy places the organism in Eukaryota, Metazoa, Chordata, Mammalia, Rodentia, Cricetidae. Gene Ontology annotation, molecular function: protein binding; collagen V binding; heparin binding. Gene Ontology annotation, biological process: positive regulation of cell-substrate adhesion; extracellular matrix organization. Gene Ontology annotation, cellular component: extracellular matrix. The record is from RefSeq and is a predicted model, not a curated record.
CCUGGUCUACAUAUUGAGUUCCAGGUCAGCUAGGAAUAUGUAUGUAUAUGCAUAAAUAUGCGUGUCUUUAUGUAAGUAUAUAUGACGUCAAUAUUUUUGAGACAGGGUCUCAUGUAGCCUAGGCUGGCUCAAACUCCAUAUGUAGCCUAGAAUAAUCUGAAAAUUCCAUGCCUCUACCUCCUAAGUGCUGCGAUCAUAGGUGUGUACCACUACUAAAAGUAUGUAAUUUCUAAUGGCAUUAAUAUGUAACCAGUUUUUGUUUCCUUAAUAAGGAGAAAUUUAAGUCAAUUUAAAUAUGACUGGAGACAAAUGCAGCCUUUAGGUGAGUGAGAACACUACCACUACAAACUUGACAAAUCUCAAGUGGUAUAUUGGGUGGUUUGAACUUUAAAAGCCAUGCAGUUUUUCCUGCAAACAGCCUAGGAAAGCCACCAAUCUGUCUCAAAUCACUUGUGUGACUCUAGUUCUGCCUUUCAGCCUGCAAAGGAAAUGUCUCCCCAGCCCCCGCCUGGACUUCCUGCAAAGGAAAUGUCUCCCCAACUCCUGCCCGAACUCCCUGCUGAUGUUUUCCACUUUUCCUGUGCCUUACAAAAAAACUUUCCCUUGGAAACCAUUUUCCCUGGUUACUCCUUUGGCUGAUUUUUCCACACAAAGAACUGAAAGCAUUUAUCCCCAAGGGAAGAAGCUAUUUUAGAUCUGACUAAGGAGUCAGUUAAUAUUUUCAACUUUCCCUUCUGUUCUUUGUUUUUAAAGAGAGUCUGGUUUUGUUUCACUUUCAGCGGGAGACUUAAAUGACAUCAAGCAAAGCCUACUUAGUUUAGAUUUCCAGAAGUUUGUUGGUGAAAAAAAAAAUCAAACAUGAAGCAUGCCGUUUUGUUUUGUCUCAUUCUGCUUAUCAUUUUCCAAACUGAUUGUGAACAAAGAGAACAAGGUACUGGGAAGCAGAGGAGGAGGAUACAUCAGAGAAGACUCAGGAAAAGCUCCUCACUCCACCACAGAGCAAACAGGCAGCUUGGAAAUCAGCAAACCGCUGCUGCAGCAAAAGCUCCAUUACCCACUACCAACUCUGACUACAGUGUGGAGGAAAACUUAGAAUCCCUUCUAAGUCCUCUUGGAGUAGAAUCAAGUUACAAUGUGUUACCAGGAAAGAAAGGACACUGCUUUGUAAAGGGAAUGAUCAUGUACAACAAGGCCAUCUGGUCUCCUGAGCCCUGCAGCACCUGCCUCUGUUCAAAUGGAAGAGUACUUUGUGAUGAAACUGUGUGCCACCCCAAGACGUGCCCCUAUACCAUUAAGCCAGAAGGAGAAUGCUGCCCCAUCUGUUCUGAUGCUGAACAAAGAGAAUCCAUUGACAUGCUUCACAAGCAAGUGAAACCUCCUCAGAUGGAAAUGGAACAAAUAGUUAUAAAAGAAGCUCUUCAAUCCGAGGAGGAAGAAGAAGACAUGAAAGAACACAUGGAGCACAAGAACGAAACCUCUGGGCCUACUACACUUCACAGUGAUGAGGAAAGAGUGGAGGGAAAGCUGAGGCCUGAGGAGGAAAGGCGGUCAGCACGUCAACCACUCUACCAUGGACGAGGGGAGGAAGAGGAUGAUUAUGAGGAGUCUGAAGGGGAAGGAGAAAAGGAAGAGGAGGAUGCCAUAAGAGGAGAUGUGUUCCGAAUGUCCCCCAGGUUAAUGCCUGGUACUCCAAGAGGCAGGCCACGCCUGCCCGGAAGCUGUGCCCUGUCCUACAAGACCAUCAGCUGCAUUCAUGCAGCCUUCACCCAGAUCCCACCAAUAACAGCACCAGAAGUAACAAGCCUGGAGCUUGCUGGGAAUUCAAUCAGUUCCAUUCCGGACGAAGCAUUUAAUGGAUUACCAAAUUUGGAAAGGCUUGAUCUGAGCAGAAAUAAUAUCACUUCUUCAGGCAUAGGUCCAAAAGCAUUCAAGGUUUUGAAGAAGUUAAUGCGUCUGAACAUGGAUGGAAAUAAUUUGGUACACAUCCCUUCAGAAUUACCAUCUACACUAGAAGAACUUAAAAUAAAUGACAAUAAUCUCCAGGCCAUCGAUGAAGAAAGUUUAUCAGACUUAAAUCAACUUGUCACCUUAGAAUUGGAAGGAAACAAUCUCAGUGAAAUCAAUGUCAAUCCGUUAGCUUUCAAAUCUUUGAAGAGCCUUUCAUACCUACGUCUGGGAAAAAACAAAUUUAGAAUCAUACCACAAGGUCUUCCUGCUUCUAUUGAGGAAUUAUACCUAGAAAAUAAUCAAAUUGAAGAAAUAACUGAAAUUUGUUUCAAUCAUACCAGAAAGAUUAAUAUGAUUGUACUACGUUAUAAUAAAAUAGAAGAAAGUCGGAUUGCUCCUUUGGCAUGGAUAAAUCAAGAAAAUCUUGAAUCCAUUGACUUGUCCUAUAACAAGCUUUACCAUGUCCCCUCCUAUCUACCUAAGUCUCUGCUGCACCUUGUACUAAUUGGGAACCAGAUUGAACGGAUCCCUGGCUAUGUUUUUGGCCAUAUGGAACCUGGCCUGGAGUACUUGUAUCUGUCAUUUAAUAGACUUUCUGAUGAUGGUGUGGACCUAGUCUCAUUCUACGGGGCAUAUCAUUCUCUGAGAGAAUUGUUUCUGGAUCACAAUGACUUAAAAUCCAUACCACCUGGAAUACAAGAAAUGAAAGCACUACAUUUUCUGAGGCUGAACAACAAUAAGAUUCGGAAUAUUCUUCCUGAACAAAUUUGCAAUGUUGAAGAAGACGAAGACUCUGCUCUAGAACAUCUUCAUCUUGAAAACAAUUACAUUAAAACUAGAGAAAUAUCCCCUUAUGCAUUUUCAUGCAUAAGACUGUAUUCAAGUAUUGUUCUUAAACCACAAAAGAUCAAGUAAUUUCAAGUUUUCAUUUGCCAUUUAUAAAUUUUACUCAUGCAUUAAA